Vicia villosa (hairy vetch) is the source of this 327-nucleotide messenger RNA. RefSeq names its product LOB domain-containing protein 22-like. NCBI's taxonomy places the organism in Eukaryota, Viridiplantae, Streptophyta, Magnoliopsida, Fabales, Fabaceae. The record is from RefSeq and is a predicted model, not a curated record. The coding region runs from base 1 to 327 and encodes 108 amino acids. The transcript has a single exon.
AUGUUCGCCAAUGCUCAUCGCUUGUUCGGCAUUUCCGGAAUGUUGAAGACUCUAAAGAAGAUUAGUGAUGAUGAAGGAAAAGAUGCAGCAAUGAAGUCAAUAAUUUUUGAGUCGGAUGUUCGUGCAAAUUUCCCGGUUCAUGGAUGUCUCGGUGUUAUUAUCGUGUAUCAAAGUAUGAUCCAGAAGCACACGGAAGAGUUGGAUCGAGUAAAAAAGGUACUAAGUUUGUUUCAACAACACAAUCUUGUACCUGAUUUUUCAGUGGAUCAUUCUUUGAUACCUUCUACUAGUUCUCAAAUUCCAAGUUUUAACAAUGUUGGUGAAUAA